UCUCAGCGAGUCUGAUGGCAGAAACUAACAGUACUGGCGAUGCAGAGCACAUUAUAUGCAAUUAUGACGCAAAUAUUUAUCAUUGCAAUCAGUCGGAUCAGAGAUUUCAGAGCCUCGCUCCUCUGACCGACACGUGGCUCGUCCCGGUGUUUUUCACACUCAUCAUGUUUGUGGGUUUGGUGGGUAACCUAAUAGUCAUCUAUGUAGUGAUUAAAAACCAGCAGAUGAAGACGGUUACAAACCUCUACAUAGUUAAUCUUGCCACCACAGAUAUACUUUUCCUGGUUUGCUGCGUUCCCUUCACUGCCACUGUGUACGUUCUUCCUAGCUGGAUAUUUGGGGAUUUUAUGUGUCGCCUGGUCAAUUAUCUGCAACAGGUAACGGCUCAGGCGACCUGUAUCACUCUGUCUGCGAUGAGUGUGGACCGUUUUUACGUGACCGUGUACCCGCUGCAGUCGCUCCAUCACCGAACUCCACAGAUGGCUCUGUCUGUAUGCACCACUAUCUGGAUAUGUUCUUCGCUGCUCUCGGUGCCGAUUGCGUUGUAUCAGCACACAGAGUCUUCAUUCUGGUUCGGCCCACAGACGUACUGCACAGAGACCUUUCCUUCAGUCAUUCAUAAGAGAGCUUAUCUCCUUUACUCCUUCCUGGCUGUUUACCUGCUUCCUCUGAUCACCAUCUGCAUGUGUUAUACCUUCAUGCUGAAGCGCAUGGCGCAGGCCACUGUCCAACCUGUUCAUGGCUGUAACCAGAUUAGUCUACAGACGUCAGCGGAGCGUGUUGAAGCCGUGCGCAGCCGUGUCUCCAGGAUGGUGGUGGUGAUGGUGCUGCUGUUCCUGCUCUGCUGGGGUCCCAUCCAGAUCCUGAUCCUCCUGCAGGCCUUCUGUGCUGAAGAAGUGAGCCGCAGCUACACGCUCUACAAGCUGAAGAUCUGGGCUCACGGCAUGUCCUACUCCAACUCCUCCAUCAACCCCGUCAUCUACGCCUUCAUGGGGGCCAACUUCAGAAAGGCCUUCAGAAGUGUGUGUCCUCUGAUCUUCAAAAGGAGGAGCACUGAGCCGCUCGCCACAUAUAACAGAGAGAUGAACUUUCUUUCAUCCUGACCUCCGCUGGAGUGCUUAUGGAGUGUUAGAGAGUUGAAAGUUGAAAUGGAUUGCAUUGAGAGCUCUAGAAUGUAGAAGUACGCUAAUUUGUGCGAUUGUUUUAGAGCUUCUGAUUCAGUCGCCUAUGGGAGAAAUGACCAAGUAUAAUAAACGUCAGAAAACGGUCAAGCUAGCUCUACAAACAAGUGUGUUUAUGACUAGACAUAAAAAGGAGAAUAAUAUAAUACAAAAACAAUCCGUUUGCAACGUCAAGUAGCAGAACGAGCUGUUUUUAACAUCCAAAAAUCAAUGGAAGUGAAUGAAAGCGGAAGUCUCCAGCUGUUAGAUUUUGCUGUAUUUGGCUUAACCGUUCUUGGGUGGCUCGCCAAUGUAUUAGAUGACUCUAAUACACACAAUAGGUAAGCUAACCAAAGUUCUUAUGGGCAGAAGACUUUAUUGAAGACAGUGAGUAGUGCAGUU
This is a messenger RNA of Danio aesculapii, 1562 nucleotides long. RefSeq names its product KISS1 receptor b (gene kiss1rb). NCBI's taxonomy places the organism in Eukaryota, Metazoa, Chordata, Actinopteri, Cypriniformes, Danionidae. Bases 15 to 1103 code for a protein of 362 amino acids. Gene Ontology annotation, biological process: neuropeptide signaling pathway. Gene Ontology annotation, cellular component: membrane. The transcript has 5 exons. Gene Ontology annotation, molecular function: G protein-coupled peptide receptor activity. The record is from RefSeq and is a predicted model, not a curated record.